UUCUACACUACAUAACCUAUUACGUCAAAACGUCAAAGUUCUAAUUUUGCUUCGUGCAAAAUUUAAUUAUUCACAUUUUUUCAAUCUGUAAUGAUUUUUCAGAUCUAAACCUAAAUAUGAGCACCCACGCAAAAAAAGUCUGCAGCCUUUAUAAAAGGGCUUUACGUAAUUUGGAAAACUGGCGAUGGCAGAGGGAUAUCUUUCGUUAUGAAGCUACACUUUUAAGACACAGAUUUGAUUUAAAUAAGGAUGAAAAGGACCCCAGAGUUGCCCAAAAACUUUUGGCAGAAGGCGAAGAAGAAUUAUUUCAGAACAUGCACUACCAGCCAAGACAAUUUGCCUCAAGCCCUGGUGGAGUAGCGUACGGCCGUGAUGUUAUUCCCCCAGACUGGGUUAUGGAUUACUGGCAUCCAUUGGAAAAAGCCCAAUAUCCCAAAUAUUUUGAAAAACGUGAACAAAUGAAGAAGGAAUACAUCGAAUUCUAUGAAAAGCAGUAUGGAAAACCAACCGAAGCCCCCAGUCAUUGAAAGAUUUUAAUGCUUUUAUAUUAAGAUCUAUUGAUGCUUUAUGUAUAAAAUCUAGUGAUUAUAGGAAAUGAAAU
Ctenocephalides felis (cat flea) is the source of this 601-nucleotide messenger RNA. It is a transcript of the gene ND-B22, whose product is annotated as NADH dehydrogenase [ubiquinone] 1 beta subcomplex subunit 9. The transcript is spliced from 3 exons. Gene Ontology annotation, biological process: mitochondrial electron transport, NADH to ubiquinone. Lineage: Eukaryota; Metazoa; Arthropoda; Insecta; Siphonaptera; Pulicidae. The record is from RefSeq and is a predicted model, not a curated record. The coding region runs from base 117 to 527 and encodes 136 amino acids.